Messenger RNA from Microcebus murinus (gray mouse lemur), 2658 nucleotides. RefSeq names its product glycerol kinase 5 (gene GK5). Gene Ontology annotation, biological process: glycerol metabolic process; triglyceride metabolic process; phosphorylation. NCBI's taxonomy places the organism in Eukaryota, Metazoa, Chordata, Mammalia, Primates, Cheirogaleidae. Gene Ontology annotation, cellular component: mitochondrion. Gene Ontology annotation, molecular function: phosphotransferase activity, alcohol group as acceptor; kinase activity. The record is from RefSeq and is a predicted model, not a curated record.
GCGGCCCGGCGGGGCUGGCGGGGGCCCUUGAGGUGCCCUGGGGCCCUUAGAGGGCCGCCUUUAUAGCGCGCGGGCUGGGUAGGCGGCUGCGGCCAGGAGGCGUGCAGGGUAGGGAUGUCGGAGCUGCCUACCGACCUGGAGCAGGGGCGCCCGGAGCAGAGCGCGCGGGAGCCGAGGCGCGCCGGCUUCGUGCUGGGGCUGGACGUGGGCAGCUCUGUGCUCCGCUGCCACGUCUAUGAUCUAGCAGCGCGGCUCCGUGGCUCCUCCGUGCAGAAGGUAGAAAAUCUUUACCCUCAAGCUGGCUGGGUUGAAAUUGAUCCUGAUGUUCUUUGGCUUCAGUUUGUUACUGUAAUAAAAGAAGCUGUCAAAGGGGCAGGAAUACAGAUGAACCAAAUUGUUGGUCUUGGCAUUUCAACACAGAGAGCUACUUUUAUUACGUGGAACAAGAAAACAGGAAAUCAUUUUCACAACUUUAUUAGUUGGCAAGACCUAAGAGCUGCUGAACUUGUAAAAUCUUGGAAUAGUUCUCUUCUAAUGAAGCUAUUUCAUAGUUCCUGCCGAGUGCUUCACUUUUUCACUAGAAGUAAACGACUUUUUGCAUACAGUUUGUUCUCUUUUACAACCCAACAUACUUCUUUGAGAUUAGCCUGGAUUUUACAGAAUCUGAUUGAGGUGCAAAAGGCAAUUGAAGAAGAAAAUUGUUGCUUUGGGACUAUUGAUACCUGGUUGUUAUAUAAACUCACAAAAGGUUCUGCAUAUGCCACAGAUUUUUCAAAUGCUAGUACAACUGGACUUUUUGACCCAUAUCAGAUGUGUUGGAGUGGGUUCAUUACCUCCCUGCUAUCGAUACCACUCUCUAUCCUGCCUCCUGUGAAGGACACGAGCCACUAUUUUGGAUCAGUGGAUGAAGAGAUAUUUGGUGUGCCUAUACCAAUAGUUGCCUUGGUCGCUGACCAGCAGUCAGCCAUGUUUGGAGAGUGCUGCUUCCAGACAGGUGAUGUGAAAUUAACCAUGGGAACUGGAACAUUUUUGGAUAUUAAUACUGGAAAUAACCCUCACCAUACUGUUGGAGGCUUUUAUCCAUUAAUUGGGUGGAAGAUUGGGCAAGAAAUUGUAUGCUUAGCUGAAGGCAAUGCAGGAGACACUGGUACUGCCAUAAAAUGGGCUCAAAAAUUAGAUCUUUUCACAGAUGCUGCUGAGACUGAGAAAAUGGCCACAAGUUUGGAAGAUUCUGAAGGAGUUUGUUUUGUUCCAUCUUUUAGUGGAUUACAGGCUCCAUUACAUGACCCCUGGGCAUGUGCCUCUUUCAUGGGUUUGAAGUCUUCCACCAGUAAAUACCAUCUCGUACGAGCAAUAUUGGAGGCAAUAGCUUUCAGAAACAAACAAUUAUACGAGAUGAUGCAGAAAGAGAUCCGUAUUCCUGUAACAAAAAUUAGGGCAGAUGGAGGAGUUUGUAAGAAUGAUUUUGUCAUGCAGAUGACUUCAGACUUGAUUAAUGAGAAUAUAGACAGACCUGUCCACAUUGACAUGUCAUGCUUAGGUGCAGCUUCUUUAGCUGGUCUUGCUGUUGGGUUUUGGACUGACAAGGAGGAACUAAAGAAAUUAAGGCAAAGCGAAAUAGUUUUCAAGCCACAGAAGAAAUGUCAAGAAUAUGAAAUGAGUAUGGAAAACUGGGUCAAAGCUGUGAAACGAUCCAUGAAUUGGUAUAAUAAUACAUGACACUAAAUGAAAUGAUCGAAACCGUGGAUAACUGGUUUAUAUGAUGUGCAGAGGAAACAAAGCUCAGGGAUAACGAACAUGACGAUGACAGAUUUAAAAAUGAACUUCACAGCCUGAGAGAAAAAGCUUUGCUUUUUAAAAAAACAAACAACUAUUACUUUUUUCCCAAACCUUGGUAAGAUUGUAAGGAAGGCAGCAAUACCUUAAAACUUUAUUUCUUCUGUUUUGUAGCAAAUUCCAAAGGACAUUAGCCAUUUUCAACCAUAUUUUGACAAUAUGGGCCCUUUUCUUUUUUAUACUGGGUCGAUGGAACAUAGGAAUGUAACAGUUUACCAUCUGAGCUGAUAGUUCUGGGUCAAGCACCAUUAACAUUGUGUUCCAAAAUUAUGUGGAAAGUAUUUCUUUAAUUCUUUAACAUUAAGUGGGCUAUUUGAAGUCCUAAAGAGAAAGAAUAACUGAGAAGAUGUGGACUUUUGAAAUAUUAAUAUUUUAUAGUUAAAGCCAUAGUGUUUCAAUGUUGUAUCCAAAUAGGAGCUCGGUAUGUCCCUCUCAGAUAAGCUUAUUUGUUAGUGCUUUCCUUUAUUGAGCUUAAAGCCACUGCCUUAAUUUUUUCUUGUUCAGCCAAAAUCUGAGCCCUCUUUAUAUGUUGAAAAACACUGAAAAACUAAUUUUAGUUAAUGAAGUAAAAGGAUGUUGAUUUUUAAGGAAUAGAAAAAGACCAUUUAUUUUCCUUCUCAAGUAGCAUUUGUUUCAAAAACUUCUGGCUAGAGUGUAACAUUCUGUUUUUUAUAGAUUGCAAGCAGUUAACAUAAAUCUUGCCUUUCUUCUGUUACCUUUCCUAGUUGUUGAGAAGCUUGCAUAAAUGUCUUUUGUUUUUAUUAAGUGCCUAAUUGCUAGAGCUUAGUUUGAAGAAAGUGCCCAAAUUUACUGGUGACUUAA